This is a messenger RNA of Annulohypoxylon maeteangense, 2150 nucleotides long. Its product is annotated as DUF726-domain-containing protein. The coding region runs from base 14 to 2065 and encodes 683 amino acids. The transcript is spliced from 3 exons. Lineage: Eukaryota; Fungi; Ascomycota; Sordariomycetes; Xylariales; Hypoxylaceae. The record is from RefSeq and is a predicted model, not a curated record.
CAGAAAUUAAUCGAUGUUUCGGAAAGCCAACAAGUUUUUGAGCGGUGGUGGCAAGGCGGAGCCAACCACGAAGCAAGACGAUGAAGGCGAGUCGUUAAUAACCGUACUAGAAACAGAUGAAGAUCGUAGUGCCCUUACGAUUCUGGUUUGUGAUAUCACUGAACUCAUGCGCAAACGGCUCGUCAACACAUUUGACCCUAAAGAAACUACUUCUCAAGUGGAUCAGCUUGCUACAAAUACGACCGAAAAUGUCGAGUCCGUCGACAUCGAUCAAACGACCAAUGAUGAACGAAAUAAGGAAAUACAGAAAACAUCAGAGAAAGACAGAGCUGGAAUUACUAAGCUAGAGAAGGAAGUUGGCGAAGCGAAGAUGGUUGCAUUGAAGACCAGUGCUCUGGAGUUCUUUGAUGACUGGAGAGACAGCAUUAUUCUCCGCGUUGGGGAAGUUGUUAAUUCAAGAGAAACAGCUCAAAACCAGUCGAAGCAAGCGAAACCAGAACUAUCACGUUCAGAUCUCGAAUCAAGUACGGACGAAACCAAGACUGACGAGAAUGAGGAUGAAAUUGCCGAAGCACUACUAAAGCUAUAUGUCCCUAUCGAAACCCCACUACGUAAAGUGGCUAAAGAGAAGAGAAUGUUGAUACUUCAUUCGGUACUCUUGCUUCUCCUAAGCCUAGAACAUUACAAUGCGCACUCACGCAUCCUCCUAUUACACCUAACCACGAGCCUAGGACUCUCGGUCACGGUACUUUCCGAAGACGAAAAGAAGGUCGCCCGAGGACUCUUAACAGCAGCCGAGAAAAUGUCGGGUGACGAGGAGGCUAAGAAACGAGCCGACAAAAAUCGGACAUCCCGUAGAUGGAAAAUGGGCAUCGCUGGAGUUGCCGGCGCAGCUCUCAUCGGAAUUACAGGCGGACUAGCAGCGCCUCUCUUAGCAUCUGGUCUCGGUACAGUCUUGGGUGGCAUUGGCUUAGGAGCUACCGCCACCGCGGGAUACCUUGGAGCAUUAGCUGGAAGUGGCGUACUGGUCGGUAGCCUAUUCGGGGCUUACGGUGCUAGGAUGACCAGCAAAGCUAUGGAACAAUAUACUAGAGACGUGGAAGAUUUCGCAUUUGUGCCCACCUAUGAGCCGGAGAGCGAAAUCGAUGCACGCCGAUUGCGGGUUGCCAUUGGCAUAUCAGGUUGGCUCGGCAAUAAAGACGACGUAGUUGGGCCUUGGAAGUGCAUUGGGCCAGGCCAGGAGACGUUCGCUCUUCGCUUUGAGCUUGAAUCUCUAAUGAAUCUGGGAAAUGCACUUACUACUCUGGUCACUUCUACCGCUUGGUCGUAUGCAAAGUCCGAAAUCAUUAAACGCACCGUGUUCGCUGCACUAACAGCUGGGUUAUGGCCAUUAGCACUCCUUAAAGCCCGCCAUCUCAUUGACAAUCCUUGGUACGUCGCCAAUCAACGAGCACAGAAGGCCGGAGAGGUGCUUGCGGACGCUCUCAUCAACAAAGCGCAAGGCGAACGACCUGUCACGCUCGUGGGAUAUUCACUCGGCGCUAAAGUUGUCUUCGUGUGCCUUCAACAGCUCGCCGAGCGUAAAGCCUUUGGGCUCAUCGAAAACGCGAUAAUACUAGGCGCACCAGCUCCGAGUAACUCUGCUGACUGGCGCCGGGUUCGCUCUGUGGUCACUGGUAGAGUGGUUAACGUAUACAGCACGAAAGAUUACAUGCUCGGUUUCUUAUCUAGAACCAGUAGCAUCCAAUUCGGCGUAGCUGGACUUAGCCCAAUACUCAACGUGAAGGGCGUCGAGAGUGUCGAAGUGGGAGAUCUGGUCAAUGGUCAUACGUUAUAUCGUCAUGCGACCGCUCCGAUUCUAAAAAGAAUCGGUUUCGAGGAUAUAGAUUUCCAGGAACUUGGACACGAAGAACAAAAACUCGCAGAGCAAGAGAAAGAUGAAGAGGAGCAGCGCAAAGCUGCUAAACCCGACACCAACCUGUCACCCGCCAGUGUUGAGGAAGGUGUAGAUGCCGAGGUCAACAAAAUGGAACAUGAAAUAGAGCAAAAGAAUAAAACAAAAUAGCCCAGUCAAAUGAGGGUGGUUAUAGUUGCUGGUAUCGCAGACAAUACGAGGAUGCGAAAGUACGGCACGAAUUACCUAGCUAGGU